UCCUGUGGUGGCGGAAGAGCUUUGGCAGGGAGACUGCCGCUGCCGCCGGAGAUGGCAGGAGAGCAGCGGACAGGAGGUGGAGGAGAGGCCGGGGAUCCGACUGCGGCCCCCGUGCGAGUUCUGCAAAGCUUGCGGGGAAAAAUAUGUGCAGCAAAGAAUUUACUUCCAUACCCGGGACCAAACAAAAUGAGAGACUGCUUCUGUACGGUGAAUCUGGACCAGGAAGAAAUCUUUCGAACAAAAGUUGUGGAAAAGUCAUUAAACCCGUUUUAUGGUGAAGACUUUUACUUUGAAAUCCCACGAACGUUCCACAGCCUCUCCUUUUAUAUCUAUGAUAAGAGUUUGUUACAGAGGGAUCUACGGAUAGGAAAAGUUGCCAUCAAAAAAGAUGAUUUGUACAGGUAUAAUGGAAAGGAGCCCUGGUUCCCGCUUCAGCCCAUUGAUUCAAACUCAGAAGUGCAGGGAAAAGUCCAUCUGGAAUUGAAGCUGAAUGAGCUCAUUACAGACAAUGGAUCAGUACAGCAGCUUAUGGUACAUAUACUGGAAUGUGAAGGGUUACCCCUUGUCAACGGGCAGAGCUGUGAUUCAUAUGCCACAGUAUCUUUUGUUGGCCCCUCUCGAAAUGAUCAAAAGAAAACCAAGGUAAAGAAGAAAACCAGCAACCCACAGUUCAAUGAGAAAUUCUACUUUGAGGUGACGCGGUCAAGCAGCUACACAAAGAAGUCUCAGUUUCAGGUGGAAGAAGAGGAUAUCGAGAAGCUUGAAGUGAGGGUUGAUCUAUGGAACUAUGGAAAUCUCGCACAGGCGUUUCUUGGAGAAAUUAGGAUUUCAGUGAAGGUUCUGAGGAAUGACUCGUCGCACAAGGCGUGGUAUCUUCUGCAGCCAAAGGACAAUGGGAACAAACCUUCUAAAUGUGACGAUUUGGGGUCACUGAGACUGAGUAUCGGUUACACAGAGGAUUAUGUCCUGUCUUCGGAGCAUUACACCUCUCUUAGAAACUUGAUGGUAAAAUCCCCAGAUGUCAAGCCCAUUUCUGCUUCAGCUGCCUUUAUUCUGGGAGAAGUUUGCCGAGAUAAGUAUGACGCUGUCCUUCCUCUCGUCCGGCUCCUCCUUCACCACCAGAAGCUGGUUCCUUUUGUAUCGGCCAUUGCCCAGCUGGAUCUGAAUGAUACGCAGGAAGCAAACACCAUUUUCAGAGGUAACUCUUUAGCUACGCGGUGUUUGGAUGAGACCAUGAAGCUUGUUGGGGACCACUACCUGAAAGUGACUCUGAAGCAUGUUCUAGAUGAGAUAUGUGAAUCUCCUAAAGCUUGUGAACUAGAUCCUAUUCGGCUCAAAGAAGGAGACAAUGUGGACAAUCAUAAAGAAAAUCUGCGCUACUAUGUUGACAAGGUCUUCUCGUGCAUAGUAAAUUCCAGCAUGAGCUGCCCCACUGUGAUGUGCGACUUGUUUUCCGCCCUCCGACACAUGGCUGUCAAGCAUUUCCCUAAGGACCCUCAUGUGCAGUAUUCGGCGGUCAGUAGUUUUGUGUUCCUGCGAUUCUUUGCUGUGGCUAUCGUAUCUCCUCACAGCUUCCACCUCCGUCCACACCAUCCGGAUGCACAGACAUCUCGGAUUCUGACUCUAGUGUCAAAAACCAUCCAGACCUUAGGAAGUGUUGGCAGUUUGUUAAAAAGCAAGUCCUCUAGUUUCAAGGAACCAUACAUGUGCGACUUUUUCAAGAUGUUUGAUGAGGAAACGUAUACAGUUGCCGUAAAAAAGUUUCUGGAGGAAAUCUCAUCUACUGAAAGCAAAGAGCCAAGUAGUGUUAGCGAGUCAGUCAUACUGAAAGAAGGUGAGAUGUAUAAACGCGCACAGGGACGGAACCGUAUCCGCAAAAAGAAUUUCAAAAAGCGCUGGUUUUCGUUAACCAAUAGAGAGUUCAGUUACCACAAGCAAAAAGAUAAAGAUCCUGCGUUCAGUAUUCCUAUAAGAAACAUCCUGGCUGUUGAGAAGCUGGAUGAAAGUGCCUUUAAUAAAAACAAUAUGUUCCAGGUCAUUUAUGGAGAGAAACCUCUGUACAUCCAGGCCAGCAACUGUGUGGAAGCCAGCGAGUGGAUCGAGAUACUGAGCAGGGUGAGCCUUCGCAAUCAGAGGAGGCUCAGCAAGUUCCAUCCCUCUGCUUUUGUGAAUGGGAGCUGGCUCUGCUGCAAAGCCCCCCAUGAGACAUCAGCUGGCUGCCGCCCCUGCACCAUAGAUGUUCCAGCUGACGUUGCGUUGGACAUAGAUGGAGACCGUGAGUGCGAGAGGAUCUAUUCCUUAUUCAGUAUGAGCAUGCCAAAGCUGCAAAAGAUGGAAGAGGCUUGUGGCGCUAUAGCAGUGUACCAGGGUCCACCGAUGGAACACAAUGAUUACCAUUUCACGAUAGAAGACUCUGUAGAAACCUUCAAAACCAUCCAGCAGAUAAAGUCCAUCAUUGAAAAGCUGAAUGAACCGCAUGAUAAAUAUAAGAAAAGAUCAACCAGUGCAAAAUAUGGCAGCCACGAAAACCCCAUUGUAGGUAAAGGAUCUUAGCACCCACCCAGGUCUGUGACGUUAUAACUGGAACAAAGUGAUGUCUCAAGCAGAAGGCAGACUCUCAGCCAGAAUCGCAACACUCUGUGUGACCACUCUGUAGAAAACUCUUGAAACCUGCAUUGCAGGAGCACUUAAUGAAGGCCUUUCAGACACAGAGACUAUGGUGUCUAUUUAGAAGUAGCCGAAAAACAAUGGAAACCGGCACCUCUGUCGUACAGCGGCCGCAAGAGAUGCUGUGUCCUGGCCAAACAAUGUCUUAACAUUCCCGCUGCGUGCAUCGCUUCUAGGACUGCAUGUUGGAGCAGCGAGAAACUGCUUCCCCGGGUUAAAAGCAAGAUGGGACCUUCACAAACCUUAGAAGUACUCCACGCGGUUGCACCAUUGGUUGGGUGUUUUAUCUUAAACGAUGUAUGGACGUGCUGAUCACAGCUCUAUGCGAAUCUGAGAACCCGUUCUGUUUAGUGCUGUUUCUAACAUACAGGGUCCUGAAAUACAUCAUUUUAAUAAUAUCUGGAGACAACAAGUAGGUAUGUAUUGGAACGCAACAAGAGUCUCGUGUUACUGCGGCAGCCUGGGCAAGCCAGGCAUUACCACCUGAACCACAACUAGGUAAAUCAGGGAAUCUGGGUUCAUUCUGACGGUACUAAUUAGUCUCCUCCUACAUAUUUAUAUUAUU
Spea bombifrons (plains spadefoot toad) is the source of this 3232-nucleotide messenger RNA. RefSeq names its product RAS p21 protein activator 2 (gene RASA2). Lineage: Eukaryota; Metazoa; Chordata; Amphibia; Anura; Pelobatidae. The transcript has 24 exons. Gene Ontology annotation, biological process: intracellular signal transduction; regulation of GTPase activity. The record is from RefSeq and is a predicted model, not a curated record. Bases 52 to 2553 code for a protein of 833 amino acids.